Molecule: messenger RNA, 1410 nt
Organism: Closterium sp. Yama58-4
Lineage: Eukaryota; Viridiplantae; Streptophyta; Zygnematophyceae; Desmidiales; Closteriaceae
Source: the annotation of a GenBank genome assembly
AUGGCGAUUUCGUCUCCGGGUAGCUACCGAUUUCGUCUCAAGGGAGCUGGCGAUUUCUUCUCAGGGGAGCUGGCGAUUUCGUCUCAGGGGAGUUGGCGAUUUCGUCUAAGGGGAGCUGGCGAUCUUGUCUCGGGCACGCUGGCGAUUUCGUCUCAAGCGCACCACAGGCAAUUUCGUCUCAGGCGCACCAUUGGCCAUCUCGUCUCAGGCGCGCCUGAGGCGAUUUUGUCACCUAGUCAGGGCCCGCUGGGUCACGCGCGCCCGCUGGCAGAAAGUAUCUUUCUAUCAGACAAUCCCUUGGACAAUAUGGCCUUCAACAUGUUUCUGGUCGCCGUGAUCAUCUUAUCUUUUGGGGCCGCUGCAAGUGCCGAUGAGCGCUGCACCCCGGCACAGCUCAAGAAAUGCGAUUUUGUCGUGAAGGGCAGCGAGGGCGCCGUCCCCACAAUGACAGUGGAGGCCGUGAACGGCAACCGGAUCCUCUCCAACUCGCCGAUACUGCACAAGAGCGGACAGGCAGUUAAUGCGGCAUAUUCCAGUUUCUGCUCAUUCCUGAACGAAAAGAAGCCGACGGGCGCGUGCGGAAACUACUUCUUUUUCAUGACUCGCAACACCAAAUUGAACACGACGAGCGUUAUCGCCAGCCGCAUGAUUCCCAAGCAAUUUGUUCCCAGUUUCAAGGGCAAGUGCGUGCAGAUAAGGAUCGACAGCGUGCAGCUGAGCCAGACGGGGUGGCUCAACAAUGGCGACAGCAAAAAGGGCUUCCCUCAGGCGCGCCGCUGCGUUCUAAUCAACACUGCUCUCGGCAGUCGUGGGGAGCGCGGGCGAAUGGCGAUCUGCGACCGAUUGGUCGUCGCAAGCGAUCGGCGGCGAGUUUCGACGCGCCAAGAGCGGGCGCGGAACGAUAGCCGCGAGGGCCACCCCUGCGGGAUGGCGGCGAAAUGCACGGCGCGCGGGGACGACGCGGAGCUAGUCGCGGGGAUGGGGGGACCCGCGGAGGUGCUUGGCGCAGCGGGGGGUGGGGAGUCGGAGGGGGGGAUUGCGGUGGAGGGACUGAGGCGCGGUGUGCCGGGGAAGGGGCGCAAUGCGGCGAAGCGGAGCGCGAAGAAGGCCAAGGACUAUGGUUUGGCGCUAGUGGAACUGAAGGGGAAGGAGUUGCAGAGAGUCGUGCGGUGGAUGGAUCUUCCCGAGGAAACGCUGGAGGCAGUGCAGCUCGCACAGGCGGGGGGAAGAACGGGGUGGCGACGCCAGCUUGGCUUUAUUGGGGGUUUGCUGCGAGGGGAAUCAGAAGAGAGGAUGGACGAGGCCAUAGCUGCUGCCAAGUCUGGUGUGGUGCCCUCAUUUGUGAAUGAGGAGAGCCAGGAAGUAGAGGAAGGAAUGGUGGGGAUGGAGGGACAAGCAAAAGCAGUGUGA